Messenger RNA from Durio zibethinus, 2343 nucleotides. RefSeq names its product potassium channel protein (gene KAT3). Gene Ontology annotation, molecular function: voltage-gated potassium channel activity. Gene Ontology annotation, biological process: transmembrane transport; potassium ion transport. NCBI's taxonomy places the organism in Eukaryota, Viridiplantae, Streptophyta, Magnoliopsida, Malvales, Malvaceae. Gene Ontology annotation, cellular component: membrane. The record is from RefSeq and is a predicted model, not a curated record.
AUGAAUUUCAAAGGCUGAAAGCUCAUUGCCACCUUCUCCACAAUAUUCUAAUCAGCGUAAGGACUUUUCUUCCUCCUGUGAGAGGCCAAUACUUGCCCCUUAAAUAAACAAAUAAAACAAGCUAGCUAGUUAGUUCGCUCUCUCAUUCUAACGGUCGUCGCAAUGGCAGAAGCGGGGUCGCCACCGUUACCCUUACUUUUUCGGAGACGAUCAAGCGGUGAAAUGAAGAAUUUGGCCACCGUUUCCAGUAGUCUCUUGCCGGCAUUUGGAACAGUUGUUGAUGAAGGAUACCUGAACCUUAAGAAAUAUGUUAUUGCUCCUUAUGAUCGUAGAUACCGAUUGUGGCAAACCUUUUUGGUAGCGCUAGUGUUAUACUCGACAUGGGCAUCUAUUUUCGAGUUAGCUUUCAGAAAAGCAGCCAAAGGGGCACUCUUGAUCAUUGAUUUUGUGGUUGAUGUUUUCUUUGCCAUCGAUAUCAUCUUAACUUUCUUUGUGGCGUACCUGGAUAAAUCAACCUAUCUCCUCGUUGAUGAUCACAAGAAAAUCGCGUUGCGAUAUGUAACGAAGUCUUGGUUCUUUAUGGAUGUAGCAUCGACUCUGCCAUUACAAUUCAUAUACAGGAUCUUCGCUGGCAAAUGGCACACGGGUGAAAUCUUCGGCUUCCUCAACUUGCUUCGUCUCUGGCGCCUCUGGCGUGUUUCUGAACUCUUCAAAAGGUUAGAAAAGGACACACGCUUUAGCUACUUUUGGACAAGACUCCUUAAAUUAAUCUGUGUUACGGUAUUUGCAUUGCACUCAGCUGGUUGCUUCUAUUACUGGCUGGCUGCACAACACAAAACACCAGAUGAUACAUGGAUCGGAGAAGUGGUUGAAGAUUUUAAGCACAGAAGUAUCUGGCUAGGCUACACAUAUUCCAUUUACUGGUCAAUUGUCACUCUCACUACUGUUGGCUAUGGAGACUUGCAUGCAGUUAAUACAGGAGAGAAGAUAUUUAACAUGCUUUAUAUGCUAUUCAACAUUGGCCUCACUGCCUACAUAAUUGGUAACAUGACAACUCUCAUUGUCCAUGCUGCAGUCAGGACAUUUGCCCAUAGAGAUGCCAUCAAUGAAUUAUUGCGUUAUGCAAGCAAAAAUCGGUUGCCAGAAGGGUUGAGAGAACAAAUGCUGGCACACAUGCAACUCAAGUUCAAGACAGCAGAGUUACAGCAAGAAGGAGUGCUACAGGACCUACCCAAGGCUAUAAGAUCCAGCAUUGCCCAGCACCUCUUCCGCGAUACUGUUGAAAAAGCCUACCUAUUCAAAGGAGUCUCUGAUGACCUUGUUUCUCAGCUGGUGUCAGAGAUAAAAGCAGAAUAUUUUCCUCCAAAGGUUGAAAUCAUUUUACAAAAUGAGAUACCCACAGACUUCUACAUUCUAGUAUCAGGAGCAGUGGAUGUGCUGACAUACAAGAAUGGAAUGGAGCAGUUUUUGUCAAAACUAGGAGCCGCAGAUAUGGCAGGAGAAAUUGGGGUAAUUUUCAAUAUCCCCCAACCUUUCACAGUGAGAACUAAGAGGCUCUCCCAGGUUAUCCGGAUAAGUCAUCACCAUUUCAAACAAAUGGUGCAACCACAGAGUGAAGAUGGAAAGAUUAUUAUUGCCAAUUUUAUGCAGUACCUGAAAGGAUUAAAAGAAGACAUGCUACAGGAAAUACCUUUCUUAACAGAAUUGCUGGCAGAGGCAGACCAGACUAUACAGCCUAUUGCACAAAAUGAGGAGCAACAAAACAGGGAAACAAUGGAUUCCAAAGAUGCAAAUCCUGAAGGAACACCAGACACUUCCAGUCCUUCACUAAGUGCAAGCACCAUCCGGGUGAUAAUCCAUGGGCAUCAUCCAACCGAAGGAACAAAAUCUAGUGACAGAUUGGGAAAGCUCAUAUAUUUGCCUGACUCAAUUGAAGACCUCUUCAGUCUAGCAGAGAAGAAAUUCGGAAAGAGAGGCAGCACUAUUCUUAUGGCUGAUGGCUCAGAAGUUGAAGAACUAGAUGCUCUGAGAGAGAAUGAUCACUUAUUCAUUGUUUAAAUGUUAAAGUAAUAUUUGAUCAGUUAUCCAUACAUUGAUCUGUUUAAGUGAUGACUCUAAAUGCAUAAGAAGGUAUGGUGCAUGAUAUUUCUAAAGAAAGAAAUAUUUCCAAUACAGCUGCAUCUGUAUAUGAGUGGAUGUGUGUAUGUCAAUUGUCCACAAUAUUUAGCCAUUGUUAGGGUAGGAUUUAUUUAUGCCCCAAUAUUAACCCAUUUUCAGUUAUUAGGUUCUCCAUAAGGAUAAUGGAAAGGAGGUGCUGGAAACUAUAGAGCUUACAGUUUUCAG